Molecule: messenger RNA, 2327 nt
Organism: Scophthalmus maximus (turbot)
Lineage: Eukaryota; Metazoa; Chordata; Actinopteri; Pleuronectiformes; Scophthalmidae
Gene: tex264a
Product: testis expressed 264, ER-phagy receptor a
Exons: 4
Coding region: 291-1307 (338 amino acids)
Biological process (GO): protein-DNA covalent cross-linking repair; reticulophagy
Cellular component (GO): nucleus; autophagosome membrane; endoplasmic reticulum membrane
Source: RefSeq, a predicted model, not a curated record
GGAAGCAUGUUCCACUGUUUGGGAAAACACCAUAAACAACUGUCAGUUUUUCUGUCGACUUGAACGAGUGUCUCCUUUUCCCCCUCCAGACUGUCGCGGCGGAGACACGUCUCAUUUGACGCCGUCUCUUGAGUCGCCCUGCUCCCGUGUCGUUGGAACCUCCGGCACCGACCGCGUCGCCGUGCGUGUGACCCGGAGCAGGACGUCGAGCUCCGGCGUAUGUGUCUCUCUUUGUUUUCUUUAGUUUAAAGAAUCCCCUUGACAGCAGCCGCGGCGCGUUGCGAGAAACCAUGUCCGACUUGCUCCUGCUGCUGCUGAUAGUCGCGCUCCUCGUGUGUCUGCUGCUGACGGUCGGCGGCUUCCUGCUCUUCUCGGGGCUCCUGUCAGACGUGGUCGUGAAGACCGGGCCACCUCCGAUCGGGAACGUCACCAUCGCCUACAAGUUCCAGGAGGGGUCCUACAAGGACUGCGGCGCAGCCUACACGGAGAGCUGCAGCAUCGGGCCGAAGCUGAGCACCAUCGGCGUCUUCUACGAUGACCCCAAACAGAGGCCAUCAGAGAAAUGUCGCUACGCGGUGGGCAGCGUCCUGUGCGAGGGCGAGGAGAAGCCGGAUGAAGAACUACAGAAUUUGUAUGAGAAGUUUGGCUUCAAGGUGUUUUCUCUGCCAGAAGUGAGCCACGCUGUGACCACCAGCUUCCCCUGCGCUACACCCUUGUCCCACGUGCUGGGACCUUACAGGGUCUACCCGAGGCUUGCUUCAUACAUCGAGGAGAGGAAGCUGUGUGCAUUCCCAACCAUUGAGAUCUGCGGUACAGAUGUCAUCAACUAUAUGGUUCCACUGUCCCGCCAGACGGACUUCUUCGUUCCAGAGAUGAAGGAGGAAGUCAAAACAGAUGUGAAAGAGGAGGACUCUGAUGAGGACAGAGGAACUGACAUAACAGGUGCGGAUUCCCACAGUGACGUGAGCUCAGUGAGCGGCGGCGUGCCCUGGGACAGCAGAGAGACCUCCCUGGCUGCCUCCACCGCCGCCUCCCUGGCCUCUUCCCUGCCUCUGAGGGACGUAAUGGAUGCAAACGAAGACAUUAGGCACAGGGACCACAGCGACAGAGACUCAAAUGAGUCGUUGGGCAGCGGCUCGUCCUUUGAAGAGCUUGACAUGGAUCAGGAGCAGCAGGAGGGGCGAGGAGAGAGGGAGGAGAAGGAAGAUGGGGAGGAGAGGGAGUUCCCUGAGGGUGACGAUGGAGCUAGGGAAGCAGUUGAACUCGUGGCUGAAAAGAAGGAGUCCUUGGGGGACGGAGAGGAGUAGGGAGGAUGCCAUGUAACACUGGCAUGCUAGAGAGUUUCUCAGUUGUUGCUGUAGCUGGUUAUCUCUCAUUUAAUCUUGAUGGUGGAUCUAAAGGUGAUCACGCCAGGACCAACAUGCGAUAUUUUCUGUGCCAUCUAAUUCUCUUUUUGAAGCCUGUACAUUCUGUUAUACUGUAAUCAACAAAAGAAAUUCUGAUCUUAUAUUUAAACUGUCCGAAUAGAACAGCAGGGUUCUUGAAAAAUACAAAUUUUUAUCUGCACACAAUGUGCGGCAGAUGAGAACCAAGGUUUGAUUAAAUCUAUAUUUCAUUUCAAAUUUUAAUAUUUUGAACUUGAAAUUUCUGCUCAGAUUAUAAGUGACACACUUCAUCCAAACAUCCACAUCGAAGGAAAGACAUUGGAUCAUCAUACAGUAUCUUUUUUCCCACAGUUGAUAUCGUACCCCACUUUCAAGGUCACGUCUUGAGGAAAUUGACGUCACGUGUUUGUGUGCAUUACCUGACUUUGUUGUUGUGAUAUAUAGUAAUGAUUGGGGUUAAAAAUGUUUUUAAAGAACCUAUUUCAUUGUGUUAAUUUUUCUUUUAUUUCUUUUUUUUUCCUUUUACGGAAAGUUUGUAAAUCGUCAAUCACACGGGGAAUUCUGAAGACUGGGGCAGAGAAAAAUACUUCCGUCAACACCAGUGAGGACACCAGUAAAGAAACACCACCGUAGCCUCCAAGUCGAGUCAAGUAUUUUCCCAUUGGAUACUGUACAGAACAUUUAAGUGUCACGCUCCAAUCAGAUUAAAGAUUUUUUUAUUAUUUUUUAUGGUAAUGUUCCCUUCUGUUGUUGGUUUGUUAAACCACUUCACAGUUCUGUUUGUAACCAAAAUUCGCUCACUUCCAGUGACUAGCUGUGAUAUGUUCGUAGACUGAAGUUGUUGGUGCUGUGAGACAUUAGAAGUAAUGUACAGCAGAUGGCCAUGGUUGUGACUUUGUCUGUAAUAAAAAAAUAACAAAUAAAAAUUCCAGAGGACAGAUA